AUGAAGGAUACUAUGGCAUGCCUUCCAAGUCAGCUACCAUUUCGAAAAGCUGGGGACGAUCGCGAAUGGGUCAACAUCAUCCCCUUUUGCCCGGGGUAUCCGAGGCCGAAGACGUCAUACGCGAAUGGAAUUCCCUACAUGGAUUUCUGGGAGAACGAUAUACGCGCGUUUGCUUACGAGCCUGUCCAAAUCCCUUCCUCUUAUCUCAGCGUUAAAAUCCUUGUUAUUCAAGAUUUCGUCCCUGGAGUAGCCGAACACGAUGCUCUAAUUGCCCAACACCCUCCAGGCGUGGUGGGCAUGUUCUUUUGCGGUGAUAUGGUCACGCACGAGGCAUUUUCCGCGCACCCUCCCGAGAUUCUCAGAGUCCGUGGUCCUGGCCGGGCUGUUGGGGGACAUAAUGGGCAAGUGAUGGGGCCCCGUCUUAUUCCUCUUCAUUUCGUGAGGUAUGGGAUCCCGCCCGGGCAGAGGAUCCGAACCAUCGGUCCGAAGCUUUGA
Messenger RNA from Colletotrichum orchidophilum, 495 nucleotides. RefSeq lists its product as uncharacterized. The record is from RefSeq and is a predicted model, not a curated record. The transcript has a single exon. Lineage: Eukaryota; Fungi; Ascomycota; Sordariomycetes; Glomerellales; Glomerellaceae. Bases 1 to 495 code for a protein of 164 amino acids.